This is a messenger RNA of Erythranthe guttata (spotted monkey flower), 501 nucleotides long. RefSeq names its product E3 ubiquitin-protein ligase ATL6. Lineage: Eukaryota; Viridiplantae; Streptophyta; Magnoliopsida; Lamiales; Phrymaceae. The record is from RefSeq and is a predicted model, not a curated record.
AUGAAUAGUAAUUGGGAUUCGACCGCCGGCUCCAAAACCAGCAGUAAUCGCGAGGCCUUGGUAUACGACAUCGGCCUAACCCUGACCAUAUUCCUCAUGUUUGCCAUCGUCUUCUACAUGUACAUGAGGUUGAUGUUCCGCAUCGCACCAGUGGACCCCACUAACGGGCCGUCGGGCCCUGAUUCUGUUACUGUGACGGUUCAUCAAAGCAACGGCUUGGAUGGCGCCACCUCAUCAUCAUCAUCGAUAGUAUCGUCGUACCCGCAAUUCGCCUACUCGGAGAUUGGGGCCCACAAGAAUAUCAACGAAUCGUACGUCUCGGCCUGCUCGAUUUGCCUGGCGGAUUACGAGGAGGCGGAUUUGAUUAGGUUGCUUCCGAGUUGUGGCCACCUAUUCCACCUCAAGUGUAUCGAUCCAUGGCUAAUAGUUCAUCCCACUUGCCCAGUUUGCCGGAGUUCGCCAUUGCCGCCUAGUACUCCUCCUCUUGCUCCGGCAACUUAA